AUGUUCACCACUGUGUACAUCAUGCAGAAUUGUGCCUGGAUUGUCGUGUACACGAUCUACUCGGCCCAAAACACGAUACCCUGGCGCACGUGCAGCCCAUCGUACAACUCGAAAUACUGCUACACCCAGGCGCUUCAGAGCGAGUGCACCAGGACGUCCAACUACUCCAUCUACUUUGACUUCCGGUGCAGGUCGCCCGGCCAAUUCUGUGCCUACCACGGCUUCGCCAACUCCAACGGCACGCACUGCUUUAACAAGCCGCAGCGGCCUACGGGGACCUACCAGACCAACGUCACCGACGACUGGCCCGUUGCUGGUCAGGCGACGCCCGUCGGUCACGUCGGCCGCCGUCUGAUCUCGCAGCGUGAUUUCUUCUACUACUUCGUGCGCGACAGACCGAGCAACCACACUCGCGCGGGCCUCAAGGAGCACCGGCGCGCCGUCUUCACGCGCAGCUACCUGCUCGCUUGGCUGCUCGCGUUGCUGCCCUGCUUCAGCGUCUGGCUCUCCUCGUGGGUCGCGGUGCUGCUGGUGCUGCUCAGCCCGGUCGUGGUCCUGCUCCUUCUGUGUCGUGUGUUGAUCUUCCCCGGCUCCUGGGCCGGCAUCGCCAACUUCUUCUACGGGCGCGCGCACCUCGCCACCCUCAUCGACCUCAACUGCUGGGUCGAUGCCAUCAGCAUGGCGUACUGGAGCGUCAACAUAGGCGGGGGCCUGAACCCCGCGCUGAGCUCGCGCAACCGGCUGCGCCACAACGCACUGCUGAGCUCCGUCAUCGUCGUGUUCUCUGAUUUGGCGUUCGGCGUCCUCAACAGCAUGGUGCUGUUCUCUGUGCGCGGCACUCUCGAGGUCCGCUCCGCGUUCAUGUACGGGGAGCUGCUGGAGCUGGACGACGACCCGCAGGCGCUUACGUUCGUCGCCUUCACCACCGUCGUCGAGAUGAUGCCACACCAGCGCUUCUGGGGCGUAAUUUACUUCGGCACGAUGCUGGGGCAGACGGUGGGCUCGGUCGCCAUGGUCGUCAUCGCCCUGGGCCUGAGCCUGGUGGACGCGGUGCCGUUCUUCGGGCACUUGGCGUUCCCGCUGGCGGCGCUGACGGCCUACUCGCCAGCGCUGCUCCUCGGCGCGGUUGUCGGCCUCGGCACCUGGUUUGGCUCCGAAUGGUCCUGCUUCUCGCUCUUCCAGCUGCAGUGGAUCGUAUGCAACAUGCUGAUCGCCAUGGUGCUCGGUCAGAAGCUCUCGAAGCCGGCAUUCCUGACCGAGACCAGGGAGCUCCUGCAUCAGCCGCUCGGCCGCAACCUCGGACGCUUCUUCGUCGUCAGCUGGCUCGUCAUCACGCCCUUCAUCACCGUCUUCCAGAUGCUGUACAUGAUAACGCACUUCCAGCUGCCGCCCGUGCGCCCCGGCUCGCACUGGUUGAUGGCGCUGAGCUGGGUGGCGGUCUCAACGCCGCCUCUGGUGACACUCGUGACCACGGUGGUGGUGUGCCGCAGCACCAACACCUGGGCGCUGUUCGCCACCACCGACCAGUUCCGGCCGGAUCCGCAAGCGCUAGUCGAGCUUCAGAGUGCCGCCACGAUCGGCCUGGAGACGUACGUGGACCAGACGUCCAGCGGCAAGGUCAGAGGUCCGAGGUCAGAGUCAGCAGCUUCCCCCUCCCAGCAUGAGGGUCCUCGCACUGAGCUGCGAGGAUCUUCGCUCUGA
Messenger RNA from Pollicipes pollicipes, 1701 nucleotides. Its product is annotated as sodium- and chloride-dependent neutral and basic amino acid transporter B(0+)-like. The transcript has 2 exons. Gene Ontology annotation, cellular component: plasma membrane. The coding region runs from base 1 to 1701 and encodes 566 amino acids. Lineage: Eukaryota; Metazoa; Arthropoda; Thecostraca; Pollicipedomorpha; Pollicipedidae. The record is from RefSeq and is a predicted model, not a curated record. Gene Ontology annotation, biological process: nitrogen compound transport; sodium ion transmembrane transport; amino acid transport.